AACCGACGACGUUCGGCGUCAUUACAGAGAAGCUGAACGUUUCCGAAGGAGAUCGCCGCGAAGAACCGUCUGCAGCAGCGCAGUCGGCGGAGGAGAAGCCGGACGAAUCCAGAUGUGUGACGGUUAAUGCGCUAUGGCUCGGGUCGGUAACGGAGCGGACGGCGCGGAACCGGAGGAGGAGGACUGUUUUGAAGAUGCUUUCGAUCGCAUCCCAGUGGCGUCUAAGAUGGACCUGCGGACGUCUAUAGAGGAGUGCAGCAUGGCCCUUAACCUGGUCCUCAACAACAAGUUCUCUGAAGCGCUGGAUCUGCUCAGACCCUGGUGGAAGGACAGCAUGUAUCACGCUCUGGGCUACAGCAGUGUCCUGGUCAUGCAGGCCACCAUGACCUUCGAGCACAGAGACAUCCAGGCCGGGAUGAGCACCAUCAGAGAGGCCUUGGAGACCUGUCAGAGGUUCAGGAAACGGAGCUCGGUGGUGGAGUCCAUCUCCAGCCUGAUGUCCAAACACACGCUCGAAGGCCUGACAGCAGAGGAGAUGCAUGCGGAGAUCUGCUACGCUGAGUGUUUGCUGCAGAAAGCCAUGCUAACAUUCAUACAGGAUGAAAACAUGAUCAGUUUUAUUAAAGGAGGAAUUAAAAUACGCACAAGUUAUCAAAUUUACAAGGACUGCCAGAGUCUGUUGAACGGGUCUCAGGGAGUGGGCGGAGACAGCGAGGCCUUCAGACAGUUUGAGGGCGGAGUCAAGCUGGGGAUUGGCUCCUUCAACCUGAUGCUGUCUCUACUUCCUGCAAGAAUCCUUCGACUGCUGGAGUUUAUCGGCUUCUCAGGGAACAGAGAGUUCGGUCUGUCUCAGCUGCAGGAGGGAGCUGGCAGUCACAGUCUCAGGUCCAUCCUCUGUGUCCUGACGCUGCUCUUCUAUCACACUUACGUCUGUCUGAUUCUGGGCACUGGUGAAGGGAAUCUGCUGGAGGCCGAGGCGUUACUAGAGCCGUACAUCGAGAGAUUUCCACGGGGCUCGAUCAUCCUGUUUUACUCAGCUCGGAUCGCUUUACUGAGGGGAAACUUCGAGAAUGCGCUGGUGAAGUUCCAGGAGUGUAUCUCCACACAGCAGCAGUGGCGUCAGAUCCAUCAUCUGUGUUACUGGGAGCUGAUGUGGUGUCACUCGUUCCAGCAGCAGUGGAGAGAUGCGUAUCGAUACGCAGACCUGCUGUGCCGAGAGAGCCGCUGGUCUAAAGCCAUCUACAUGUAUCAGAAAGCUGCGAUCCUGAGCAUGAUGUCUGAGGACGAGCUGAAGACGACUGGAGAGGAUGUGGGGAAGCUGUUCAGGCAGGUGGAGGGACUGAAGCAACGGCUGGCCGGGAAAUCCAUCCCUAUGGAGAAGUUUGCCAUCAGGAAAUCACGCAGAUACUCCUCAGCCACACCCAUCAAACUUGUGAUUCCUGCACUGGAAAUGAUGUACGUGUGGAAUGGCUUCACCAUUGUUGGGAAGUGGGCAGAUGCCACUGAGAGUUUACUGAUCACCAUCGAGAGAGCAGAAGAGCAGCUGCGCAACGAUCCCAACCCGUCUGAGGUUCACCCUGAUGAUCAGUGUCUGGUUCAGAUGUUAAAGGGUUUGUGUUUGAAGCAUCUGGGCCGAUUGCUUCAAGCCGAGCUCUGCUUCACACAAGUGUUGAGCAGUGAAAAGCGCAUCCGCUAUGAUCACUAUCUGAUCCCCUUCACUCUCUAUGAGCUGGGUUUACUCUACAAGCAGCAGGGGGACUGCGUUAAAGCCACACGCUACAUCAAGGACGCCAAGUUGAAUUAUAAGGGUUAUUCGAUGGAGUCUCGUCUUCAUUUCCGCAUCCAUGCGGCUCUCAGCAGUCUGAAGAGUUCUCCCACAAACUCUCCGUGAUGAAGGACAACGUUCGACCGGACGAUCAACACGCGACAAGCACCUCACGACCGCCAUCGAAGCACCAAAGCAGCGUAGCGACUAGAAAAACACAUUCACCAACCAUUCCAAACCAAAGUCAUCAGUAACGUCAAAACUAGCAUCUGUGUACCUCAAACCUGAACAUCUGAACACUUACUUGUUGUUCGUUUAAAUACAGAGUUGUGCGUUUGUCCAGCCAAUCACACAGCAGAAGAAACUCGCUGACGUCCAAUCAGAAAACAGCUGCUGUAAUGAAUGUAACGUUUACAAAUCUGUCUACUUGUGUGUCUUACAUUGAGUGCCUCUGUUUUGUGUGUGUGUGUGUGUGUGUGUGUGUGUGUGUGUCAUUUGUACGUCUGUUGUUCACUGCAAUACAAUUCUUAGAGGUUAUAUUAUGCUUAUAACAAAUUUAGACGCUCCAAGCAAUUCACAAAAAAAUCCUUUGAAAGCAAUAAUAAUCAGUCAACAAUCAUGCUGAGAAGAAACUGUAAAAAAAAAAAAAAAUCUAAAAAGGGUUUGUUUUGUUGUUCACUUUAAACUUAUUAUAAAACGGUUUUAUUGGUUAAUGUUUUAAAUGUAGCGGGUGGGACUGUUAAUUAUUUUUGCAUGUAUGCUCUUGUUUUAAUGUUUAAUACCAAAUAUAUUGUACAACAAUCAAAUACAGUUGAUUAAAUACAGUAUACUAUUUUAUAAA
Carassius gibelio (silver crucian carp) is the source of this 2606-nucleotide messenger RNA. RefSeq names its product tetratricopeptide repeat protein 39B-like. NCBI's taxonomy places the organism in Eukaryota, Metazoa, Chordata, Actinopteri, Cypriniformes, Cyprinidae. The record is from RefSeq and is a predicted model, not a curated record. The transcript is spliced from 19 exons. Bases 134 to 1891 code for a protein of 585 amino acids. Gene Ontology annotation, molecular function: protein binding.